Messenger RNA from Adineta ricciae, 1203 nucleotides. NCBI's taxonomy places the organism in Eukaryota, Metazoa, Rotifera, Eurotatoria, Adinetida, Adinetidae. The record is from the annotation of a GenBank genome assembly.
AUGGGUGGUAGCAACUUUACUAUUGCAAUACUUUUCGUCCUCUGCAUUUUGGUCAAUUGUGCUACCAGUGACAAGGAAGUGAAUUUCGACUCUGCAUAUGGACUCACAGUGCGCUCUAUCUCGAAGGUGGAUGAUCAACUUUACGAUGUGAUUGUAUCAUCAAACGAAGUGCUUAACGAUCAAACUAUUCGUAUACUUCUUCCAUUGGAUUAUACCACUAGUGAUAGAAGCCGCCGGUACCCUGUCCUGUAUUUAUUACACGGUUCAUUUGGUGGUGCUGAAGAUUGGACGAGAGCAGGUAAUGCUCAAAAUAUAUGUGGUAAUGCAUCAUUAAUUACUGUCAUGCCGAAUGGUGAUCCAUUUGGAUUCUAUACGAAUUGGAUUAUUCCGGGUAAUGCUGCUCCACAAAAUUGGCGUACAUUUCAUAUGGAACAACUAGUGCCUUGGAUUGAUUUUAAUCUACGUACAGUAACUAGCAAACAAGGUCGUGCUAUUGCUGGUCUCUCAAUGGGAGGAUUCGGUGCAAUUCAUUAUGCUGAAUUCUAUUCGCAUAAUUUUAUUUAUGCAGCAAGUUUCUCUGGUGCUCUUGAUCUACUNAAUUGGAUUAUUCCGGGUAAUGCUGCUCCACAAAAUUGGCGUACAUUUCAUAUGGAACAACUAGUACCUUGGAUUGAUUUUAAUCUACGUACAGUAACUAGCAAACAAGGUCGUGCUAUUGCUGGUCUCUCAAUGGGAGGAUUCGGUGCAAUUCAUUAUGCUGAAUUCUAUUCGCAUAAUUUUAUUUAUGCAGCAAGUUUCUCUGGUGCUCUUGAUCUACUUAACACAAAUGUACAAAACGGGAUUCUCAACUUAAGAAUCAUCGACGAUGUUCCUCUCGUUGGUCCAUUUGGAUAUCCGAAUGCACCUGCUAGCACCAAUGGAUGGUUCGCUUACGACACAAUUACUCAUGCUGAAGAAUUACAUGAUUUAUCUGUAGCACUCUACACGGGUGAUAUUGGUGACUUAGAACACACACUACGUGAUGGUAGUUAUCGUUUACAAGAGAAAUUAACAUCGUUAAAUGUUCCGGUCUAUCUCAACGAUUACGGAAAUGGACAAUCAAUUGGAUAUGAAUGCGAUGGAGGACAUACAUGGUCGUGUUGGAAAGCAGCACUUAUUGAUGUUUUACCUCGAAUAUUGGCAAAUUUACAACAAGAAUUCUAA